AUGGAAGAUCCAGUUGCGGAAAUCUCAACUGUCGUUCAUCUCCUCACGCAAUCCCCACCUUCCGUCCAAGGGGAAACAGUUGACCGCUUCUUCACUCGCGAUGCAGAGUCUAUCCAUCCAUUCUGCCGCAUCUGGAAGUACAAUGGUAGCCGAUGGGGCGUAAAGAAAAUAUACCAAUGGUACAAGAUCAUGUCGCCACAUAUAGACCUAGAAGUCCGCUCUAUUGCAUACGAUAAAGACAAGCUCAAACUCUACCUCUCUAUGCACCAAGUAUUUUCCAUCUGGAUCGUUCCGUUUCACACUGCACCUGUAGCACUAGUGACGGUUCUGGAUCUCGCUACAGAUCCAGGUGAUGAAAGACAAGAAAGCGCAGGCGGCAAGAAGCAGUAUUAUAUCCGGAAGCAGGAGGAUUUCUACCAAACGUCAGAGUUUAUCAAGUUUGUGGUGCCAUAUGGAGGGCAUAUGCUUGUUAUGAUGUGGCAUGCAUUUGCCAGUCUGUUUUCUAUAAUGGGCGUCUUCUUAUUAUGGCCGGUCAUGUGGGCAGAGGAGAGGGGGUUUUUUGACCACCAUUAUCGCAUCGCGAACGGUGCAAGGGAGGGAGUUGUUGGUGCGUUGAACAAUCAUGUAUCGAAUUUGAAGAAUAUAUGAGCUGGGGGCUCGAGUAGGUUUUAAAUAAUUCAUAUUUGGCAUAAGUCUAUGGUAUGUCAUACAGGGUUCAUUACAUAUUGAAGAAGUCAGAUCAUAAGGGGACUUCUCAAAAGCCUUGAUUCAUCCAGCUUGGUCGAUAUCGUUCGAAGUAUCUCCUAUCUAGGAGUCUAGGAGUCUCGGCAGUUUAGGUUGCGUACUGCUUCCUUAGGGCAUUGCGGAAAGCUUCCUCUUGCUUUACAACUUGCGCUGGUAGACCUCUCCCGAUGCCGAACAAGACAAAAGGUGCCCAUUUCCACCUAAAGGGAUUGACAAGAAUGACAAAGACAAACCAAUAGAUCAGCUCGGCAUAGGUAAAGAAGUCGAAUGCUCCAACUGGAGAUAGGCGUUUCAUAAAGCGGGUGAAGUCAAUCCAGGUCUUCAUGCGGCCCUCGGUAGGGCGCGACAAGGGGUCAACAAGGAACAUGAGUAAAAACCGAGUAUAGAUGCCGAUAUGCAUAUUACCAACAGUGCCGAUUGCGUUGACAUAUGUACUGUUGUUGGCGCAAAUGCUGGGGUACGACGGAGGGAAAACUUGAAGGUACCAACUAGGCGGGCCGUAUGGCUCCUCAAACGCAUCUUCAGGAAGGAAAGCAAGCGAAGGACGCUUGAAGCCAGUUGCCUGGAUGAUCACAUCGCCUGGAAUCACGGUUUCGCGGCCAGGACCGCCUUGCGGAACACCCUUGCUACGCUUGUUGAAUAAGAUGCCUUCUUCCUUGACAGAGAGGAUGUCACCACGCAACCAGCGCGCCUUCCCUUCACGAAUUUGGUCAAAUAGCUCGCUGUUCGCCAUUGGGGUCUGAGUGUACAGACCGCCGGAAGGGGCGAUAUCCUGCAGGUCGCGGUAGAAGAAUUUGUGAAGUAAACUUUCGGGAAUCCAUGAUAGGAAUGUCUCCUGCCCGAAAAUGUUCAGUGCCAGAAGGGAUUGGACCCAAACGUUCCUCGGAAUAAUCCAUUUGUCGGAACGUGAUAGAACGUCAAUCUCAGAGGCACCAGACUUCACAGCGAAUUCCAGAGCCUCGAUCGCACUUGCGCCACC
Messenger RNA from Aspergillus nidulans FGSC A4, 1723 nucleotides. RefSeq lists its product as uncharacterized. The record is from RefSeq and is a predicted model, not a curated record. The transcript has 3 exons. NCBI's taxonomy places the organism in Eukaryota, Fungi, Ascomycota, Eurotiomycetes, Eurotiales, Aspergillaceae. Bases 1 to 648 code for a protein of 215 amino acids.